Morchella sextelata is the source of this 1950-nucleotide messenger RNA. RefSeq lists its product as uncharacterized. The record is from RefSeq and is a predicted model, not a curated record. NCBI's taxonomy places the organism in Eukaryota, Fungi, Ascomycota, Pezizomycetes, Pezizales, Morchellaceae. The coding region runs from base 1 to 1950 and encodes 649 amino acids. The transcript has 3 exons.
AUGAUAUAUCACGUCAAACCUUCAUACAGCCUGGUGAAUUUGAUCCUCACCACAUACACCUACCACCGCCACAUCGUAUACUCUGCCCCUAAACCCCCAAUUCAAUUCCUAGUGCACCAUUUUCCACGCGCAAGGUAUUCUACACGCACGGCGUACCCUACGCGUACCCAUAUUCUUCUCGCAAUUAAAGCCGUACACCAAACAUGGCAGGGCCAGCUCGCAAGCGCACCCAUACUCCUGGCCCCACGACGCCCCCCCCCCCCAAAGCGCUCACGCAAUGCCCGAGUGGAGGAAACCCCAGAUCCAAACUCCACCCAGGAGCCAGACCCCAAAAAGAAAAAGCAGCCUGCUUCAAAACCUACCAUUAAGCCUGAUUACGCACCCAAUCAUCUCCGCAAGUUCAUGCAAAGCUCUAAGUCGAUUGAAGAAUGGAGCGCGCGCGUGCCGCUUUACUGGGCCCAAGUAUUCUUCGUGCGCGCCGGGUUUCUUCAAGCCCCUAUACGCGCCCUCUUUAAGCAACUCCUGCCCGCCGAAGAGUUGUUUGCCAAAGCCGAACUUGAUCUUCUUGGCGACUUCCAGGCUGCGCACGAUAAGGUUUUAAACCAUCUGGUCAAAAAGGUCAAGCAAUACGCCCAAAUCUUCCAGGAAAGCCCCCUCCUGGAAGACUAUCUUAAACGACGGUCCCUUGCAGAAACUGCGCAUAGGGUUCGCCCCUCCCCACCUUUGGCGGACGUUACCGCUUUUGGGAUGACGGAGCUCAUUGAAAUCCACACGCCCCUACUGAUAGGCGUGCCCAGGGUGAAAGCUCCGCCUGGCCAUAUUGGCUGGCUCGAAGAUGAUACGGAUGAAUACUGGGAAAAGACCCUGCGCGAUAGAUUUUGCGUCGCUGUGGGCAAAGCUCUCCAUCAGUGCGUCACAGACCCCAUCAGCGACCUGGGCGAUAAUUACAUAGCGACUAUCUUCAAGGACAUAACCCCUGCCACCAAUUCCCCCCUUAUAUGGCCUCCGCCAAUUCCCUCCACCCCCAUCAAAGACCGUCCACCCGCCUUACUACUGCCAUAUUGCCCCACGGAGAAUUCAUCGCAAAAUAGCGGCUACACGCCAGUUCUCCCCACUCCCCCAUCGCCGCCACAUGGAGGUUUACUCUCCGACUUUGACGACCCUAACUUUGACUUCACUGGCAUCGUGAAAGAUGCGGAGAAUGCUGUUUCGAGUACCAACCAACAGAUCGCAGAGGAUGUAAGCAAGUUCCGGGCUUUGCGCGCUAAAUCUGCGGACCUAGUGGACGCAGAUAUAUUUGCGCGCCCAGGAAAUCUUGACUCCGCCUGUGAUUACAAUGAAGAAACUCCACUCUCCAAUACCCUCGCCAAGAUAUACGCGCGCUCCAAUAUUUACAUGAAGCAUGAAAUUCAUCAGCGGGUAAUCCUCGACGAGUGCAACCGCAUGGAUACUAUCGCCUACGCUGCCCUACGCCGUAAGGAAUACCUCCUCACUGCUACUCGUAAACAGCACGCUCUUAUUGAGCAGUACAAAAGAAAAAGAGACAAGCUCUGUGAGCUGUACGGAGAAGAACCAUCGCUCCUCGAAAAUUUGUCUAACGCAACGCAAGCUAUGGAAACUGAGAGAGCAUAUACUACGCGCGCGCGCGAUCAGUCCAAACAGCCAGCGCAACAGAUGCAGCAUCACUCCAACCCCUCAUGGCAAAACCACCCCGCCGAAGCUCCUGGCACCGCGCAACAAGCAAUGUCGCCCACCAGCGCCUUCUUCGGCAUUCCUCCUGCGCGCCUACCCACCGAGCAUAUUUUUAAAUCGCGCAAGGUAGCAAAAGCCCCGCCCGCAGAAUCCCACAUGAGCUCGAGAGGUGACAUGGGCUCCCGAUAUCACCACACGGCGAACCCUUCUGCAUGUAACGGCAGCUACGUAUUUCGGCUAGGUGACGAACUGGGAUGA